CUUCCUCCUCCUCUUCCUCCACCACCACUUCCUCUUCCCUCUUUCCUCCUCCACGUUGAGUUCCCGGAAGUUCCUCCAACCCUCUUGGCCAACUUGAACCGACAACGCUUGGAAGGAAAACUCUGCGACGUUUCCAUCUUGCUGCAGGGGCGAAUUUUCCGCGCCCACCGCGCCGUCCUCGCUGCUUCCUCCCCUUAUUUCCACGACCAGUUAUUCCUCAAGGAACUGGAUUCCAUUUCCUUACCGGAUGUGAUGGAUCCGGAAGCUUUCGGGGUAGUUUUAGCUUCUGCUUACACAGGUCGUUUGGCUAUGGCACCAGAAGAAAUCGUCAACUUCCUGACGGUGGGAAGUGUCCUCCAAAUGUGGCACAUCGUGGAUAAAUGCACCGAGCUCCUCAAGGAUUUCCGGGCCACUUCCUCUUCCUCUUCCCGGCAGUUUUCCAGCAGGAGGAACCAAGUGAACCUGUGCGAGUCCUCCCAAGAUUUCCCAUCCCCUUACCCAACUCAAGACGACCCAAACUUCCUCCCCCCUCGUUCCUUCCUCCCCAUGGACAUGCAAGGCAACCAGAUCCUGCUCUUCCCACCUCAUCCCACCUCAACCCACGGAGCAGCGGCUCAAGAAGGUACCACCAGCACCACCAGUACAACCAGUAGCACCACCAGCAACAAGAUCUACCUGUGUCACUGCGGCAAAGCUUUUUCCCACCGGAGUAUGAGGGACAGACACGUGAACAUGCACCUGGACCUGAGACCUUUCGGGUGUCCAGUCUGCAGGAAGCAGUUCAAGAUGAAACAUCACCUGACGGAGCACAUGAAGACCCACACGGGGCUGAGGCCGUACACCUGCGCCACCUGCGAGAGGCGGUUCAUGUGGCGCGACAGCUUCAUCCGCCACCGCGGCCACUGCGCACAGGCCAGGGGCAAGGGGGGCACAGGGGCACCUGG
Messenger RNA from Acanthisitta chloris (rifleman), 944 nucleotides. RefSeq names its product zinc finger and BTB domain-containing protein 22-like. Gene Ontology annotation, biological process: regulation of transcription by RNA polymerase II. Gene Ontology annotation, molecular function: DNA-binding transcription factor activity, RNA polymerase II-specific; protein binding; RNA polymerase II cis-regulatory region sequence-specific DNA binding. The record is from RefSeq and is a predicted model, not a curated record. NCBI's taxonomy places the organism in Eukaryota, Metazoa, Chordata, Aves, Passeriformes, Acanthisittidae.